Molecule: messenger RNA, 2379 nt
Organism: Schizosaccharomyces cryophilus OY26
Lineage: Eukaryota; Fungi; Ascomycota; Schizosaccharomycetes; Schizosaccharomycetales; Schizosaccharomycetaceae
Product: poly(A) binding protein Crp79
Exons: 4
Coding region: 136-2247 (703 amino acids)
Cellular component (GO): cytosol
Molecular function (GO): mRNA binding
Source: RefSeq, a predicted model, not a curated record
CCUGAGUACUGUUUUGAUUGACCCGCAUCCUUAUUAUGUUUACGACCAAAUGUAAACAAAACGUAAGUAUAUAUAGGUAGGGGAUAAACAAACCAAUUCAAUACAAACGCUCACUUUUUUGAAUAGCAAAUAGCGAUGAAUAAUUCAAAAGCGUCGAUUCCUGGACAAUACGAAGACGAAAACUGUGUUAUAUAUAUUGGAAAUAUCGAUUCCCGUGUUUCGGACGAAGAAAUCAUUAACCUCUUUUCAAAAUACGGACAAGUAGUUUCACUUUUUCGUCGGCUGCUCGACAGUUUUUACCCCAGAGAAAAAGCAAAGAACUUUAAGCCGCCAAGGAAUGGAGUACAAUAUGGCUUUAUACGAUUCUCUAAGCGUGACAGCGUUGAUGCCGUUCUAAAGGAUGCUAAAGGAAUGGUGCUUGGCAAAAGAAAACUAUCUAUCAAAGCCAGAGUACUGAAUCCUUCAAAAGUCACAGAAAAGAAGCAAAAACGAGCCAAUAACUCACCUAAUUCUGAAACGCCUGACAACGAAGUCCAACUAAACGCAGAAAAUAAUGCUCAAUUAUUAGACAAAGAAGUAAGGAUCAGUUCGCCCAAACCGUUGAAUUCUACAAUGAUCAAUUCCUCGGAGACUGAAUCCCAACAUAACAACAAGACUAACUACACUCCAGCUUCGGCAGAUUUAAACUUCAAAGAAGCUGUUCUGUCUCUAGGGUUAGAGGAAUUUAGCAUGCAGGCAGCACCAACGGCCUUUUCAUCUAUGUUUACUUUAACGGUAAUGAAUAUUCCAGCUGAAAUGACCCCUAUUGAUUUAUACAAUUACUUUAAAGCCGCUGGAACAGUGAAAGGAACUGCAGUAAGCCAGUUCACCGACAAGAAAGGGUAUCGGUAUGGAGAAGUCAUUAUGGAUUCGCUUGAAGCCUGCAAAUCAGCAAUUAAUGUACUAAAUGGAUCUUAUUUCAACGGAAGUAAACUUGAUGUGACCAUGAAAAAGAUCGCAUAUCCCAAUAAUCGCGUAGUGAACUUAACCCCUUCCACCGAAAGCUUAUGGCCAUUUCCACAAGAAGAUUAUGAAAAUGCUUUCUUCAAAAACGACGUGCACAACAAUGGCAUGACAUGGAUGAUGGGUUCUCCGACCAAGGAUCGCUAUCAAUGGGGAACUUCAGCAGAGCAAAUUGAUAUUUCUAAUUAUCCCAAAAACAACUUUCCUAGAAACAAUGCACUUCCUUCAAUAUCCCAAUGGGAAUCUUUGCAAAACAAUCCAAUGCACUCUGCUCCUCCUGAUCCAUCCAAUCUCUAUGUUAAGAAUUUGGAUGACACUGUUAUUUCAACAAAAGAUCAGUUAGAAGCUAUCUUUUCUCCAUUUGGAAAUAUAACGUCUUCAAUGUUAGCCUGCUAUCCAAACUCAGGUAUAUCAAAAGGAUAUGGGUUCGUAGCAUUUCAUCGCAUAGAAGAAGCUAUUGCAGCAAAGGAAAGACUAAACGGUGCUAUGAUUGGAAAAAAGAGAAUCUUUGUAUGCUUUGCUGAAAGAAAAACAGACAGGAUCCGCCGCCUCCAGGAAUUGUUUGCAGAACAAAGGGCUACGGAUAAUGUGUCGAAAUCUUCAAUCUUUGUUCGUCCUGAGAAAAAGGUUCCUGUUAUCAUAAGGAAGCCUGAUGAUACGAAUGUUAAGUCACCAACGAGUUCUCAGUCCAUUGAGAACAACAAAGAUGAUAAAAGCAACAGCUCAGAAGUGUCUAAUAAAACUGAGAAUGAAAAUCAAAAUAACCAAAGUACCACGGCGGAUGAAAACUGCAAUGAUGUUCAUGAUACAACGCCCAAGAAAAGUCUGAUGAAAGAAGAGAAACCAGAAAAAACCCCUUUGAAAGAGAACUUAAACUCGACUGAAAUUCCUGUGAAAAAGCAGAUGCCAGUAAAAUCUCAAUCGAUUGCUAAAAAUCUUCAGAAAAUCGAAGAGAUGUUAAACCGUAAAAAAAUAAAGAGUUCCUGCUUUGUUCCUCGGGCAAAAGCAACUACUUGCACGACUUUGACUUAUGUAACAGUAGAACCUAUUCAUCUUCAGGAAGAAGAAUUGUUUCUCGAGGAUGCAUUUCCCAAUGCAAACAAUUUGAAAAUGGAGCCAGAUAUGUCCAUGAAACCUAUUCAAUUGAAUUCCACAAAAUAUCAGGAUUCCAACAAAGAAAACUUCGAAUCUACUGUGAAAGUCGGAAAUGCAUCUCCUUCAGCAAUACACUUAUCACAGUUGUAAAUCGCAAUCAAGAAGUCAUUUACUUGAAUUUUAAUGACUUAAAAUUACAUCCAUAUUCUAUUCCAGCUCAUGCGAAAGAUUCAGGAACCAGAUGUCCUUGAGACGUACCUGUCAUAUCCUCCAUUUCUCCCG